AUCAUCUAAACUCCGCUAAAGCAGGAUCGCCGGCAAUGACGGAAGGAACAUGCAGUGCGGCGAGCCGCCACCUGCUCCCUCGGCACCAAGAAUCCACGAAGAAGCGCAAGAAGGCUAGCGAGGCCACGAUAAGAGAGACUUGGGCGGAGCUAGGCCAAGAAGGAACCCGGGGGUCGGAGAUUGAAGGAUCUGAGAUGGCUAGCCGCAUACAAUAUAGGAAUUUGACAAGGAAAUCUUUCGAGGAGAAUGAAUCCAAUGUUGAUCUUAUGGAGCACUACAAAUGUAUUCUAUCUAAGAUGUUGCGAGGGCAAGAUGACUCUUUUUGUAAAGGAGUUAAUAACGAAGUUCAAGGCACUAGUACUCAAAAUAAGGGCAAAGAAGGCUACAUUUGCAAGAGAACUUUUCCAUUGUUUAAGGAACAAUUCGGUGGUCUGUCAAAGAAUGAUAAGGAGAAAAUAAAGCUUGCUCUUCAUGAGAUUAUUACAUUCCUCAACAAUGAUGUGGAUGAGGUCGAUCGAGAUAUUCAGGCAAUGGAAGAAAGUGGCGAAACAUGUCAAGAGGUUGUGAAGAAGUUAUCUACUGGUUUAUUGGGAAAGCUCGGCAAAAUGGCGCAAGGUGUCGAUGACUUGUUAAAUACAGCAGCAUCCAAAUGCAGACCUAUGAGUACUGAGGAGAAAAUUGAACUUGGUAAGUGCAUCCGAAAGCUCCCAGAGGAGGCACUUAAUCGCCUUGUGGAGAUAAUUACAAGAAGGAAACUGGCAAGUGAGAAUUCUGAUCGGAUAACCAUGAACUUGGGAGAACUGGAUGAUGCAACAUUAUGGAGGCUGUAUUACCAUGUGGAGUAUGCGCUAAAAGAAAACAAGAAAUGAUUCUCGAUCCUCCAUGGCCAUAGCAUCCAGGAUGGAAUCCAGUGUAAGCCCUACCACAACUUGGAGCACUUGCAAGCUCGUUAUGAUCUUGGGCGCAGGACAUUGGGAUCCCCAUGUUUCGCAGCAUUAGCCUUGACGAAUCAUUAGUACUUCAGCUUGUAACAUCUGUAUGUGUGCAUGGACUUGUGCUAUCAAUGAGGACUGUGGCGUGAAAACAGCAUCAUGGAUACCGUGUUGGGAUUACCGGAAAAAAAAUAGUGCAUAGAGUUAGAAAAUAGUGUUGUAACUUGUAACCCAAGGGCAUUGGUGGCAGUAUUGUGUUCCAUGCCACAGUGCAAGCUCCUUCGGAUGAAUGGGGUUUGUUCCGGCAUUCAUGCCUGCAAAAAGACAUCGCAUCAGUUACAUGGUUUGGCGACCCUAGGUCCAAGCAUAGAAGAUAAAAAGUAUCUUGUACUGCAAUGACACCACACUAACGAACGGUGAUUGGUGGAUGGUCGAGUGUCACAUUGCAUCAAUCAAAUCCUCUUCCUA
Messenger RNA from Panicum virgatum (switchgrass), 1400 nucleotides. RefSeq lists its product as uncharacterized. The record is from RefSeq and is a predicted model, not a curated record. Lineage: Eukaryota; Viridiplantae; Streptophyta; Magnoliopsida; Poales; Poaceae. Bases 36 to 869 code for a protein of 277 amino acids. The transcript has 6 exons.